This is a messenger RNA of Strongylus vulgaris, 270 nucleotides long. The record is from the annotation of a GenBank genome assembly. Lineage: Eukaryota; Metazoa; Nematoda; Chromadorea; Rhabditida; Strongylidae.
AUGGGGUCCUUAUUUUCUCACAUUUUACCUGAACCCGUUUUGAUCCCGAUCUCACUCUAUGUUUCUAUAGAAUUUAUCAAAGUUGGACAAGUAUGGCUAAUUUCUCAAGAUAUGAAUAUGUACUAUGAGAAAAUCGACAAGCGGGUGCAAUGCAGAGCCCUGAAUAUCCCUGAGGAACUUGGCCAAAUACAGUAUAUAAUGUCGGAUAAGACAGGCACGCUUACGGAGAAUCAGGUAAAUUCGGAGGUUCUAGCAGGAGGUUAUCGUUGA